Brassica napus (rape) is the source of this 1318-nucleotide messenger RNA. Its product is annotated as mitogen-activated protein kinase 4. Lineage: Eukaryota; Viridiplantae; Streptophyta; Magnoliopsida; Brassicales; Brassicaceae. Gene Ontology annotation, biological process: intracellular signal transduction; protein phosphorylation. The record is from RefSeq and is marked provisional. Gene Ontology annotation, cellular component: cytoplasm; nucleus. Gene Ontology annotation, molecular function: ATP binding; MAP kinase activity.
GUGCGUGUGUCUUGGAUUCCGAUUCAAUUCGAUUUUUGUAGGGGUUUAAUUCACAAGGUAAGCUAAGCUAUGUCGGCGGAGAACUGUUUUGGCGGCGGCGGUGGUGAUCAGAGCACGAAAGGAUUGGCUACUCACGGUGGUCAGUACGUUCAGUACAAUGUCUACGGAAACAUCUUCGAAGUGACUAGAAAGUACGUUCCUCCUCUUCGCCCCAUCGGCAGAGGCGCUUACGGCAUCGUCUGUGCUGCUACAAACUCAGAGACGGGAGAGGAAGUAGCUAUCAAGAAGAUCGGUAACGCUUUUGACAACAUCAUCGACGCCAAGAGAACCUUGAGAGAGAUUAAGCUCCUCAAGCACAUGGAUCACGAGAAUGUUAUUGCUGUGAAGGAUAUAAUAAGACCACCCCUGAGAGAGAACUUCAACGAUGUUUACAUUGUUUAUGAGCUCAUGGACACUGAUCUCCACCAGAUUAUACGCUCUAACCAACCCUUAACUGAUGAUCAUUGUCGGUUCUUCUUGUAUCAGUUGUUGCGUGGGCUCAAGUACGUUCAUUCAGCCAAUGUGUUACACCGAGAUUUAAAGCCCAGCAAUUUGCUCCUGAACGCAAACUGUGAUCUAAAGCUUGGGGAUUUCGGGCUUGCGAGGACCAAAUCCGAGACUGACUUCAUGACUGAGUACGUUGUUACACGCUGGUACCGAGCUCCAGAGUUACUUCUUAACUGCUCCGAGUACACAGCAGCGAUCGAUAUCUGGUCCGUCGGUUGUAUUCUCGGUGAAACAAUGACAAGAGAGCCCUUGUUUCCGGGUAAAGAUUAUGUUCAUCAGCUUAGGCUUAUCACUGAGCUUAUAGGAUCACCUGAUGAUUCAAGCUUGGGGUUCUUAAGGAGCGACAACGCAAGGAGAUACGUUAAACAGCUUCCACAGUACCCGAGACAGAACUUUGCUGCUAGGUUCCCAAACAUGUCAGCUGGCGCAGCCGAUUUGCUUGAGAAAAUGCUCGUCUUUGAUCCAAGCAGACGCAUCACUGUUGAUGAGGCGUUGUGCCACCCAUAUUUGGCGCCGCUGCACGAUAUAAACGAGGAACCGGUGUGUGUGAGGCCGUUCAAUUUCGAUUUUGAGCAACCUUCUUUGACAGAAGAGAACAUCAAGGAGCUUAUAUAUCGUGAAACAGUCAAGUUCAAUCCUCAGUAAGGGAGAGUUAUAAGAAAGAAACUCCAUCAAAAUGCUUGUAUUUGUCUUGCUUUGUUUUUGUUAUUGAAUCUCUGAUAAUAUUUGUUUAUGUCUGUAAUAUUAAUAACAUCCUGAGAAAUUAAAACCC